UCAAAUCGAGGCAUAUAAAUAUCCGGAUACGAGAUGGCAGAGGUAUCGUCCAACCACAGUUUGACGAAGUUACAACUUCGAUUGCAACAGCACCGUUACGUUCAUCUGCAGAGUAGCUCACGACGCUAAGGAAAUCCAAGAUGCCUUCGACCAAGAUGAUGUUUUUCGCCCUUUUCUGCCUGGCUGUGGCUUCAAUUGUCUGUGACGCUACGGUUGUUCCAACCAUCCCUGGACCUGGUAGCACUAAAACCGACUUAUCCAGUGCGGUCAAUAGUACAUGUCAAAAGUGUGUGAAUGCGCUGGGCUCCGGGGGUUACAGUAAUUUAAUCUCCAUCGUGCUCGACAUUAAAGCCAGUAUCAACCUUUGGUUGUCAGGUCUGCCGAGCACGAUCGACCUCGCUGUGCUUCUCCAAAUCAUUAUCCUCUUGGUCAUAUAUCUCGCAGGCUGCAUAAACAUUGUCAUCGGUGGGGUCAAUAUAGCCGUGUCUUUGGGAAAUCUCUACAAUACGUGCAAGACUGGAUUUGAUCUCAUAGUCGCUGCCAGUGUGCUUGUCAAUUUGAGCGUUUAUGUCCAAGCACUUCUCACCAUCUGUCUCAAUUUGAAGGCCAAUCUAUUGCUCGCGUUGGGUUUGUAAUAUGUAUGCAGCCGUAACUCAAUCGUUUUUCGAUUCCCUGUUCAAGAACCACCGUUCAAAUAUCACUGAGGAAUGUUGAGGCUCGCGUAAUACAACUGUCGAGAUAACUAUCAUCCGAACGAAAAACGAUGCAUUAUUGAGAGUAAACACUUAUUCAUGGGAAAUGUUACCGAAUAUAUCAAUCAAAAAAUAAAAACGAACAUCAAAUAAAUGAGAACUAAUUAUUGGAUUAA
Athalia rosae (coleseed sawfly) is the source of this 868-nucleotide messenger RNA. RefSeq lists its product as uncharacterized. Lineage: Eukaryota; Metazoa; Arthropoda; Insecta; Hymenoptera; Athaliidae. The transcript is spliced from 3 exons. Bases 141 to 635 code for a protein of 164 amino acids. The record is from RefSeq and is a predicted model, not a curated record.